UUUUUAAAAAAAUACCAAAAUAUGUCUACAAAAGCAAUUUUCGAAUACCGCCACAAGAAGUUCGACCAAAGGAAACGAAGUCGAGAUGAGGAUACUCUGUCAACAGAAUCACUGGAAGCUACUUUUACAAAUUUGACUAAUUCCACUCCGAAGCGAAGAAAAAUUCACAGCAGUGCCACUGCCUAUGUCAACGGCAUCCAAAAUCAAUUCCAAUCAUCGAGCCCUUCAGUUUUUGUACCAGCCUCAAGAAACGUCUACCAAUCAAUGGUUCAAUUGAUGAAUUUUGACAAUCAAAUGCCAAGUCUUAACAGACCAAGGACAACGUUGAUGUUUCCAAUGAAUGGAACUAUAUUCACUGCUCAUAAUAGAAUCAGAAUAAAAUCGGAACCAAUUGAUUUCUCAAUUCCCUCACAACAUUCACCACCUUCCGAAAUCCAGACUCAACCAAUUACUACUGAAGAAAUCAAAACUGAACAUUUAUUGGUCCAUCAAAUCAAACAGGAACUAAUGGAUCUAGAAAAUAGCCACAACACCGUACCUUUAAUUCCCAAAGAAAUCUACGAAGAUAUUUGUAAAUAUCGAAGUAAUAUGGCUAGAAAUUUCCCAAGAAAAGAAAGAAGCUCCAAGGAACAGGAGAGACGUGUUAAAAAUACUUUUGCCUGUCGAAAAAGUCGAAGAAUUGAGAAAAUUCAACAAGUUGCUACUGAAGAAGAAUACAAAUGCUAUAAGCAGACAAAUUUACAAAUGGAAGAGUAUGCUAUUAGAGCUGCAGUUUAUUUUAGAGAAUUGAUGAAGCUUAGCGAAAAAGUUCCCGAUACAAAUGAUAAUUAA
Eupeodes corollae is the source of this 831-nucleotide messenger RNA. RefSeq lists its product as uncharacterized. The transcript has a single exon. Bases 22 to 831 code for a protein of 269 amino acids. The record is from RefSeq and is a predicted model, not a curated record. Lineage: Eukaryota; Metazoa; Arthropoda; Insecta; Diptera; Syrphidae.